This is a messenger RNA of Ilex paraguariensis (yerba mate), 2332 nucleotides long. The record is from the annotation of a GenBank genome assembly. NCBI's taxonomy places the organism in Eukaryota, Viridiplantae, Streptophyta, Magnoliopsida, Aquifoliales, Aquifoliaceae.
AUGGCGAGACCUAAUCAGGAAGCAAUUAACACCUACAUGAAUAUAACUGGCGUAUCAGAACCAGAUGCUAUACGAAAACUUGAGGAGCAUGGUGGCAAUCUCAAUGAAGCCAUCAAUGCGCAUUUCAGUGAAGGGGAUCGAAACAUCACACACGAAACAUCUGUUCCUGCUCCUCAGGAUGAUGUCAUGGACAUUGAUGAUCCAAUUCCAAUUGCAUCCCGUAGACCUCCUUUCUCACUUAUAUCUUCUGCGGGAAAUGUGGAUCCUUUUUCUCUCGUUGAUCCCCUUGUCCGUAGCAGUAUAUUUGAUAGUGGAACUGAUUUUCCAAGCAGUGCACGUGCCCCUUUUGUGUCACAUCCAAGAGAAGUGAGGGAGAUCCCUAUUGAGGUCAAGGAUGGGAAUGGGCAAUCCGGUCAUUCUGGUCUUGCUCCUACCAUUGAUGAUGUCACUGAAACUGCAGUUUCCCAUGGCCCAGGAACCCAUGGGACUGUAAUAACUGAUGAUAAAGAUGACACAGAUAUUCCAACUGCAUGUUCUGCAGAGCCAACUAGUUCUCAUGACACGCAUCCUAGNCCCAUUGAUGAUGUCACUGAAACUGCAGUUUCCCAUGGCCCAGGAACCCAUGGGACUGUAAUAACUGAUGAUAAAGAUGACAAAGAUAUUCCAACUGCAUGUUCUGCAGAGCCAACUAGUUCUCAUGACACGCAUCCUAGACCAAGUUCCCCUGGAAUUGCUGAUUUACCUGACUAUGGAAAUGAUAUAGAAGAAGAAAUGAUUCGAGCUGCAAUUGAGGCUUCCAAACGGGAUACUGAGAUAGUUUAUCCAGAUCAACAAUUUGGUGUUCAAUAUGUAUGUCAAGACCCAAGUGGUCCCAUGCUUCAGCAAAGGCAAUCUCACCUAGAGGAUGCUGAACUUGCUCAUGCAGUUUCGUUAUCAUUGGAGACAGCGGAGCAAGAGAAAGCAUUGCGCGAACUGGGGGGGACAGAAGCAUCAGAUAUGGAAACUUAUAAGUCAGACAACAUGGAAGAGCUAGGGCAAUUAGCAUCACCUAAUGGAAGGCCACCUAAGUUGGAGAUGGGAAGCUCAUCUGUCCAGGAUGAAGCUGAAGAUGUCGAAGAACAGCCACUUGUUAGGAACAGGAGUAGGCAAAUGUCUUCGGUUUCUAUCGACACUGCCAAAGAAAUUGAAGAAAUAGAGAUUAGCCCUCCUUCAAGUCCUCAACAAGGUGUUAUUGUCAGUAAUCCACAGCAUAAUGAAAGCCACUUACAAUCGGAUGAGUGGGGAGGCAUAUCUUCUGAGGAACAUGAUGAAGCUGUCAUGCUUGAGGCUGCACUCUUUGGCGGAAUCCCUGAAGGGAGUGGAUAUCCUUUUCCCUAUGCACCGCAUCAGGUCAUGCAGAAUGGCUUCGAUAGAACUGUGGGUCCUAAUUCUUGGUGGACACCGCGUCCUCCAUCACCUUCUCUUGCUGCCCAGCGCUUGAUACGGGAACAACAGGAUGAUGAAUAUCUUGCUUCACUGCAAGCUGAUAGGGAAAAAGAAUUGAAGGCCAGGGAGGAAGCCGAAGCUCGUCGUUUAGACGAACAAGCAGCUAGAGAAGCUGCUCUUCAAGAAGACAUGAGAAAGGAGGAUGAAUCACGUAUAAGAUUGGAGGAGGAACAGGAGGUUGAGAGACUGCUAGCUGCCAAAGAAGCAUCUCUUCCUCAUGAACCAACAUCAGCUGAUGAAAAUGCUAUUACCCUUCUUGUGCGGAUGCCUGAUGGCAGCCGCCGAGGUCGCCGAUUUAUCAAAUCUGACAAGCUACAGUAUCUUUUUGAUUUUAUUGAUAUUGGUAGAGGGGUCAAGCCUGGAACUUACAGAUUGGGUUCUGAGAGCUGGGGUUUCUGGGUUUUGAGUUGGAUUCAGUUUUCAGCUAAUAUGGGAUCGAUGAAGGUCUCAAAUGCUGAUCUGGGUCAUUCAAUUCAUCGGUUUUUUAGCUGCCAAUAUGAACAAGCAUGUUUUUGGAGUUUCAUGCAUGGUGUGAGUUUCAAUCAGCUGGAAAAUCAUAUUUCUUCCCAAUGAGUUUUCUGUGAAGCUUUUGGAAUCCGAUGAUCAUUUUUCGGUAGGUGUUUAUGUUGUUUACGAUUCUUUGAUUCUUUGUUUUGGGUGGGAUUUUGUUUAUUCUGUUCUUCAUUGCAUAUACUCAAAUCAUAUCUUCACAUAGGGACACACAAAUAUAUGAAAGAAUUUCUUUGAUUUUACUGCUUUAUUUUGCCAUCGGAUUCCUAGUGUUUUGAUUUGAUUUUGAUUUUGAUUUUGAUUUGUUAAAACUUCACACACUCACAUAGUCUGUUUC